Lymnaea stagnalis (great pond snail) is the source of this 7068-nucleotide messenger RNA. NCBI's taxonomy places the organism in Eukaryota, Metazoa, Mollusca, Gastropoda, Lymnaeidae. The record is from the annotation of a GenBank genome assembly.
GUUGCACAUAUGCUAGAAUCUAGAAUGGAUGCAGCAGCAACGUAAUCUAUCAGAAUCAGACAAGCAGAAUUAAUUGGUUCAAAAUUUUGUGUAAAUUUGACAAGGAAAGGAGGUUGAAAAAUAGGGUGAAUGGUGUGAUGAAGAACCAGAGACGUAGCUUCGGGGCCGUCCAUAAAGUAUGUCACACUAUUUUUUGGGGGAAAAAAUAAUUACCUUUACACCCCCCCCCCCCGGUCACACUCUGUUACAAAUCUCAGACUAGGGUGAAAGGUGUGAUGAAGAACCAGAGACGUAGCUUCGGGGACGUCCAUAAAGUAUGUCCCACUAUUUUUUGGGGGAAAAAAUAAUUACCUUUACCCACCCCCCCCCCGGUCACACUCUGUUACAAAUCUCAGACCACACCCUGAACAUCAUUUCAAGUUCGUUUUUUUUUAGGUGAGGGAGGCAAAAAUCAAAACUUGGUCGGCUUAAUGAGUUGUUUAUUACUGGAGGUGCCACACUGCAUAGUUAUGUUAUAUAGUUAUUUAAAUAAAACCUGCAACUUCCCCCCUGCCCUACCCAAAUGACGUAAAAAGGUGGGGGGGGGGCAGAUUGAACAUGUCUGAUAAGCGUAAUUUCAUACAACUGUAAAUGACAAACAUUUUAUUAAUUCAAUUAUAUAACCUUUUGUUACGAGAUGUUCUCACUUUUUUUUUCUGGGCCACCCUGUAGAUAGUUUUAAAGGUAAUGAAAUAAUUCAUUUAAGCUCUUUCAAGAAAAAAAAAAAUUAGGGCAAAAACAAUAUAUCAAAACCCAAUCAAUCUAGGCCCACUUUCAUGAAAAUUAAUCUUUAAACGAAUAGAGCCAUCAUUUAAAAAAAAAAAAUCAUUUGAACUAACCCGGGCGGGAUGCACAGCCAACGAUAAAUAACUUUUGCCCAAGUCUAAGUAAAUAGUGGAACAAGAUAAUUAUGUUUAGGCUUGAAAAGAAAAGACAAUUAAAUUGUCAAGAAUACUUUACCGCAAAGCAAAUUUUUGGACCUUAAUAAUUAUGGACUUGAGCGGCAUAAAUACGUCUUUCCGUUAGCUUUGACCCUGGAAAGACAAACAAACUGAAUAGUCUGAGUAGAUAUAGAGAAAUAAGCCUGCUGAUGUUUUAGGAUUUGAUCUAAUACAGGAAAAUGCCCCACAAUAAACUAUGGGAUCCUUGGAAAAUGUUUGACGUUAAACCAGAGGAAUUGAGAGCUAUUAAAGAGAGAGCGAAAAUGAGACAGGCUCUAAAAGCGGAAUGGAAUAAAAAGUUAACAAACCCGUGGAAAGGAACACACAGCGGAGGAUACUUGGUAAGUUGGAUUUUUACCAAUUUUACUAAAUUUUAGUCUACUUACCUACUUACUAUUAGCAUUUAAAAAAUUCUUUGUUCUUACUACAUCGUGUAGCUGUUUAAAUUUUUUUAAGGCUGCGACUAUUAGUAAUAAACUACCAUUUAGUUUAAAAUUAAUAUAAUUAAAGGGACUGGGGUCCGAAUUGAAUAGUGAAUAGUGGCUAUGCCAUGGUCCAUUUUGACUAAAAGCUAUUCGGAUGUUAUUUGUGGUAGUUUAUUUUAGUUAAACCGAAGAAUUAAGUUAACAAACAUAUAGUCCAUUCAAUUAUCUUUCAUUUGAUACCAAAAGUUUAUCAUACAAACCCAAUAAUAAUAUUUUAAACAUUUUUUAAUCAGCAACCUUUCACUUCUGGUAGCGGGGUCUGAAUAGCCACUUCGAUCUAUUAAUCAAUUUGUAGCAAACUACCAAUUGCCAAUGGCUUCUAGAAAGGUAUUGGCAUUGGUACUUGACUACCAGUAGCUUCUAGGCGACUAUUGGUAGUUUACUAUAAAAAAACUACCAAUUGUUGAUAGUAUUGUGAUGAUGUAGUGCAGUAUUGACUAAUUCUAAUCAUUGGUAGUCAGUAUUUUUUAAUUUUUUUUAAUUACAUCACUGAAAUCACUCUUAUGUUGCCGAAAAAAGUGUAUGAGUAUGCAAACAUUUAUUUUUUGUGUCUUGUCUCAUAAAUUCACUCCAAUCGGAUUUUCAAGACAUAAUACACUUACUUCUUCUUUAUUUGUAAGCCUAUUUUAUGUAUUGCGGCUUAUGUUUUCAUCAGAUUCUGUGCAGUUUAAAACAUUAAUUCUGCAUAGCAUUAAAAAAAUAAAUACUGAUUCCAAUUAGUAGGGGUGUGCCGGAGUCCGGUCCGGAAUCCGGUUCCGCCGGAUUUUGCACUAUCCGGUGAAAUCCGGUUCCGCCGGAUUUACAUGUAACCGGAACAACCGGAUUCCGGAAUCCGGAAUAUACCGGAUUUCGGAAUUUGCCAGAUUUUGUGACUUACCGGAUCAUAAUCUGAAAUAAAAGUAAUUCUCUUUCCCGAAUUUCACACGAUCACGAUACAUUAAUCGAUUGUUUCGAGCGUUGAGCUUGUUUAAUGUUUAAUAUUCCGUACAUACCAGAGGCUAGAGUCAGCACCGCUAAUAGUGGCCAAUAGUGUAGGGACUUUGAUAAGAAAAUUUAAACUUUUUGUAAAAAUAAACCAAUGGCAUAGUUGAAAAGAUGUAAUUUUUUAAAGAAUUAUAACACCAAAAUCAUAUUUUUAGCUGUUGUAGUUUUAAAGUUAUGAAUUUUUAAAGUACGACUUGGUUUGUCAUUUUUUAACAUGGACUGCAUCUCCACAUUCUGUGAUCUCAUUCCACCAAUCCCGUCAUGCGCAAUGACUAUAUAGUUUAUAUAAGGCAACGCAUUCCCUGCCUUAUCACUAAAAUACUGUUUAGACUUAGUUUAAACUUUCAACUUUGGCACAUGAAUAAUUAAUUAAAGCUUUCCCUGACCAAUGGUUUAAUAGUUUUUGCACACGGCAAACUCUUAUGAAUGAAACUCUGAGGUAGUACUACGAUACAGUUAUGCAAGUGGCUGUGAAUGGUUGCCAAUGACAACGUGUUGCACACGGUAAAUUCUGAUCAUUUAUAAUAUGGAUUCUACCGGGUUGUUAAAGCUCAAAUUAAAACAUUCCAGUUUAAAUGUCUUUAAAUGCAUUCUGAAACACAAGUUAUCAAUUAUUUUGAUGUAAAUAGUGAUAAUAAAUUAAUAUUUCCUAAGUAUCGUCAACUUCCGCCAUUAAAAAGGGGGGCGUGGCCAACCCCAUGGCGAAAUUAGGUUGAGCGAGCUGCAUGACCUGCUGCGAACGCGUAGAAACAUGGCGUCUCUCGUAAGACACUUAUCCAAAUGGAACGGAACUCAAAUAUAUAUCGAAAGUACUAAUUUAAUAAUAAAUAGACACACACAUCGGAAAAUUAAAAACUCGGAUUUUUUGGCGCCGAUUGCGAAUUCCCAUACACAAAAAGUAGUAGUCCACCUUGACUUACCGAAGUAUCUACCAAUAGUACCAAAAUCCGGAAUCCGGGAGAAACCGAAAUCCGGAUUAUUCCGGAAUCCGAAUCCGAAUCUGGAUCCGGCGGAUUUCGCAUAAGAAAAUCCGGAUCCGGUUGGAAAAAACGGAUCCGGCACACCCCUACCAAUUAGUUAAAUUAAUUUGUGUUAUAGAUGCACAAUAUACCCAAUGAAAUUGUUUAAUUGUAAUUGUAACAUUAAAAUACCGGUAUUGAUGCAUUUAAAAGUUAAUGAGAACUCAAUUUUGUAAAUAAUAACAGUAGACCUAUCUCCCAACAGAAAAUUUAUAAUGGUGUAGGGUGUGUGUCACGUGACCAUGUUCCUAAACAAAGAUUGGCCUGAGCUUAUGUUAUGCCUAAUCACAUUAUUAUACAGUUUCAUUAAACUAAAGUAAAAAGAUUUAUUUUGAAUGCUGAAAAACUAUUGUUAUGGUAAUUACAGACAUAUUUGGGCCUAUUUUUUAAUUUAUUAUAAUUUUAAUCAUAAUAAUUAUAAAUUAGCAUGCACAAAAUUUUUCACAACUGGAUUUUACUUUACAGCACAUAUUACUUUGGCCUUGGCAAUAAAGAGAAGCUGGGUAACAUUUUUUCAGACUAUGAUACCCAUGUCCCCAGUAUCAUACUUCUAUCUAUAUUAAUUCUAUAUUAUAAAUUAUAUUUAUAUAGCAAUAAAACCAAAUCUGAGCAUGAGGAAGGCUGCAGGAGACAGUGUUAAAACAGUAAUGUAGAUUUUAUAAGUUGUGCCGAGGUAUUUUCACUAGUACGAAAUAGUAAUAAAUGAACAGAGCAAUACUUCCCCAGCGUCAUUGAAAGUGAGUUUUAAAAGGUUCAGAUUUUGGUUUGAUUUAUUGGCUGCACUACCAAUAGCGCUCUAGAAGCUCUAGGUAGUUUACUACAAAUAGCUCCCUAGAAGGCUUGAUGCUAUUGGUAAUAAACUACCAAUAGAUACUUUCUUUUUUUUAAUGUUGGCUAACUUAACUGCUAACACUUUUCAUAAGUACUUUUUUUUUGGUUAAAAAAAAAAUGAAAAAUUAUAAAAAAAUAGUAUGGUAAAAUAGAUCAAACUUUAAAUUUAUAAAAUGAAACCAAAAUCAACUUUCUAUCUUUAGUAGUUUCUGAGCUAAGAAUUUUCAAAGUACUACUUCAUUUGUCCUUUUUAAACAUGGAUUGCAUCUCCACAUUCUGUGACCCAAUUUUCUACCAUAUCCUCCAGACCCACCCUUCUCAUUGCUCCACUAUGUCAUAAUCCCUUUGCUCCACUGUCUUUUCAUGUCCACCUUCUCCGCCUGAACUUGUACCCAAUUUGCCAACGCCUCUACUCUCCUCCACCAUCUCCCAUUUGUUUGGGUACGGUAACCGUCUAAUAUACGUUUUAUUAUUUUAAAAUUUCAUCAGUUUGUUUUCUUUCUUUCAGUUUGACCCAGCUGUUCAAAGGUUUAUGGCAAUGAAAGCUACCCAAGCUGAACGUUUUAAAGGAACACUGAAAUCGGCAGCAAUUGCAUUUUCCAUGUUGGUUUUGCCGGUUUGGUUUCUUACACAUCAAGCUAUUAAAAAAAGGGUGAGUCAUAUUACAAAAAAUAAAAAUAACUACAUUGUAAUAUAUUACAAAAUUACAUUUAAAAGAGUUUAAAUUAAAUCUAAAAAGUGUCUAGUUAGAUUUUAUGUAUGGUUUUGACUUGUCUGAAAAUGCACACUUUCUCUGCUCCCUUUUGUUGAUACUCUUAAUUUGCUUUUCCCAUACAUACACACACAAAAAAUAAACUAUUGUUCAUUAAUUUCGGAUUACGGAUUAUGUAUUAUGGUGAACACACCUGGUAAAUAAUGUUCUAAACUUCUAAAGAGUAGACCAUCGCAACAUACACAAAAAAAGUUGUGUUUUUUUUUUGAGGGGGGGGGGUUUAUUUGUAAUAAUAUCUGUCCUUUAGAUGGUUAAAUUUCUGGUUUCUGGUGUAAAUAUAAUUAUAAGUUGUUUGUAAACCAAACACAAGUAAAUGAAUAAUUAGUAAAUAAUAUUAGUCGUAUAACUAAUAUCUAAUUAAUGUUGUAUAUAAAAGGGUUGGACUGCUAUAAAGCUGUUAAGUAGAUAAAUGAGACGCAAACACUUUUUGUAAUGAAACCAGACAUGUUAAGCUUUAAUUAUAUUGUUAUAAAUAAUACUCAGGAUGAUGCAGGUUCUAUCAGUGGCUACUUUAAUUCAAACAUUCACAUUACCCAAAAGAGGAAUAAAUAUCUGUUUGUAUAAUUUCACAGAAAAAAAUAUACACUCUUUGAAUCCUGUAAAUUUCUCACACUUAAAUCAUUUAAUUCCUCUUAAAUAUAUUAAUUUUCAUGGCUGCCUCCCAUCAAAAAACUUUUGAUCUCACAGAUAACCAAAUAAAAAAUAUCAUUGGCCAGCCUUUAUUUUUCUCUAAACACUGUAUUACUAUGCACUGGGAAUAUAGAAUAUUAUCUGUAUUCAAUGGUUUCCUAUCUGUGGUUCUUACAUUCAUAAUAACAUUUGUGACACCCUCCCCAUAUGCAUCUUAGCUGAUGCCUGAAUUGAAAGACAGGGCAAUAAGAUAAAAACAUGUUGGCUAAGAGCCUUCCUCAGCAGACAGGACAAAUGAAAAUAUGACAAGAAAUAGAAACAAGUUAAAAACUUAUGUGAUCACCAUUGUUAUUCAAACUGCUUGACCACAGUCCUUCAUUUAUUAAAUGAUGCCACAGGUGCUUAAAAAAUAAAAACAAAAUCAGCUACGUCAUUACCUAUAUGUAAUUUAAGAUCACUGUAGUUAUUAUUUAAAGUUGAACAACGUAAUCCUAAUAAAAGCUUAACAUAUAUUGUUUUAUUUUUAUUAUAAAUUAUUAAGUAUUUGUGUCUCAUUAACGUUCAAUGAAAUGAUAGCUUAUUGUUGGCUUACCAUUUAAUUGACCAAUCUGACUUUUAAUUAAAAUCGGUUGACCUAGUUUUAUUGCUCUGUCUAGUGUACUGCAUAGAAAUAUCGUACAGUACAAUUAUUUUGGACUAGUAGUAUCCAUCUGAUUUAAGAAAUGUAAUUUAGAGCUAAGUUCUAAUUUAUUUUUAAAGAGUUAAUAGGCCAACUGAAUUGAUAUUGUAAAAAUACGGUGUUGUUAUUGCACAAAUACGCUGUUGUUAUUGUACGAAUACACUGCAUUGGUUUUAUUUGAAAAUAAAUAAUAGCCUUAAACUAAUAUGUACAAUUACUUUCACCAGGAUUACGAUGAAAAGCGGUACAGAAAUGGAGAAGUGAUGUACAAAGAUCGAGAAAAAUUUUUCUAAUAGUUUGCAUAGUGAGAACGAUCAGUUGUGAUGAGAUAUUAUGAAUGUAAUGUUCCCCUACAGAUGCCUUGUGUGAUUGUUUUUAUUAUUUGUUAUAGACAAAAACCUGUCGCCACUGUUAGCUUUAUGUUUAGUAAUUAUUAGUAUGCUUACAAUUGAUCCACUUAAAACAAUGCAGAUUGUGGUGAACAUUGGCAGCUGCUCUAGAAAAAGCAGUUUGAUAUCAGAAACAUAUUUAUAAUGUGAAGAUAGAUUUGAUUGUAUUCUAGUGGAGAUUCGAUAAAAUGUAAUAAAAAUUAAUUAUUCCAUUCUAAAGCUCGAGACUUCUCUUUUGGGUCUUCAUGAGCUGUUUGUGUCUAUGUGAGCUGUGUGCGUGUGUCUACAUGAGCUGUGUG